AACAAAAUGGCUGACAGACGAAAACCCACAGGGAAUUCAAUACAGGAAAGUAGCCAGGAGACUGAACGACAAUUUAUGGGUUAGUAAGGAAUAGAAUCUAUACAUAACUUCCUUGUAAUAAUUUUUAAUCUUGUUAGCGCCAUUGAGGAGUUAUUAUUAAGGGUUUUUUUUUAAUUUAAAACUCUCUAUUUACCAGAUGAAACGUAAAUAAAAAGUAGAAAAUAGACAAUAAAUUAAAACACUUAGAGUCUUAGAGUGAAGUUAGUGUGACCUAGCAAGUUGACCGGGCCUUGAAUAAUUAAUAAAUAUAUAGGACAAUUAUUUAUUGUUUUCCAAAAUGAGAAUUAGGUCAAUUUACGCAAUCCUGUGUUGGAUUCUCUUCCAUUAUUUUAUUCUUGGAUUGUUACUAGACUUAACCUUUCUUUAAAAUGCAUCAAUGAAAAUAUGUUUUAAUCAUAAAUUAAUAAAUUAUAAUUUCAUUGGGUGGUUAAUGAUAAUUUUUAACUUUCCUCUGCAUUUUGGAAAAUUAGGUCAAUUUACGCAAUACUGUGUUUGAUUCUCUUCCAUUAUUAAAUUAUUUUAUUCUUGGAUUGUUACUAGACUUAACCUUUCUUUAAAAUACAUCAAUGAAAUGUUUUAAUCAUAAAUUAAUAAAUUAUAAUUUCAUUGGGUGGUUAAUUAUAAUUUUUAAAUUUUCUCGGCAUUUUAGAAAAUUAGGUCAAUUUACGCAAUCCUGUGUUUGAUUCUCUUCCAUUAUUUUAUUCUUGGAUUGUUACUAGACUCAGUGGCGUAGCGAGGGUGUUGGCGCCCGGGGACAAGAUUUGCGCCCGGGGACAAGAUCCAUUCUUAGCGCCCCUUUUUCUUUUUUUCAACUCUCAAACCAAUUAUUUUCAACUCUCAAACCAAUUAUUUUCAUCCAUAAAAUAAUAUCAAAGCACAUUUUGGCGCCCCUAACUAGCUAGCGCCCGGGGACAUCUGUCCCCCCCUGCCCCCACCACGCUGCGCCUCUGACUAGACUUAACCUUUCUUUAAAAUACAUCAAUGAAAUGUUUUAAUCAUAAAUUAAUAAAUUAUAAUUUCAUUGGGUGGUUAAUUAUAAUUUUUAAAUUUUCUCGGCAUUUUGGAAAAUGGGCAUGGUAUUGACAGUAUUGUAUUUUAUUUCUGACAACAUUUGGAUUUUCUUUUUGGUUGAAUCGCAAAUAAAGUGCUUAAAAGUGAUGUGUAUUCUAUGAAAUCUUAAGUUGGGUUUUCUUUAUUUUAAAAUUAUUUUUUUAUUGUUUUUCUUCAUCUUUACACUUUUAUUGUAUGCAACUAUAGCACACAUGUUUUGAUUGAGGGAAGGGAGCAUGAACUGACUGAAAUUACAGCAGGAAAGGUAGCGACUGCAGGUUCUUAUUACUUCUUGCCACAUAUCAAGAGUAAUACAUUGAAGUUGCUAUGUUCACCAUGAAAUUAAUGUACCGGCCGAAAUUACACUAUGACAGGGUCAACCAUAGGUCGUUGACAUUUCUUGCCACAUAUCUAGAGGAUAAAAAAACAAUAAAGUUGCAAUGUGCGCCAUGAUAUUAUAUACCGACUGAAAUUAUUUCAAUCAAUUUAAUAUUUUGUUCCAAUUUUCUUUUUCUCUGCAAUUAGCUAAAACUUUAAAAUAGCACAUUCUCUCUCUUUCCCCUGCCCAAUUUAGCAGACGUGUGUUUGUAUCCGCAUCCGCCAUCUUGGUUGCUGUGACCCAUGGCAGCCAAGGUGGCCACUGUAAGAAUUAAGUGGGUAAAUUUACCGAGAAUUAGUUUGUCUUUUAUUCAUGUUGGUUUCUAGAGGGAUUUUUAAUUUCUGCUUUCCACUUUAUAUACCACAAUAGUGCUGUGAAUAAAAAAAUUACCUGGAGCUUUCUUUUUUUAUCUUGUACAUGUACACUUUGUUUAAUAUGAUAUUCAAUUUUAAAAACUUUUUAAUAAUGAAUUAAGUUGAUAAUUUAUUUUUAAAAGUUAACUAACGGUGUGGAAAAAAAAUGCUUUUCUGUUUGCAUUGACCUUAAUGGACUUAUAAAAAAGAUUACUUCGUAGUCGUAAUUAUUAAAAUAUAUAAUCUAUUUUAAAAAAAUUUCAUUUUCAUAUUUCAUAUUUAUAAAAUUAUUGAGUGAGGAUUUAUUUUCUUCAUGUUCAGUCUCAGUUGAGUUAUCUUAUCUUCAAGUUCUGAAGCAGUCUCAGUUGAGUUAUCUUAUCUUCAAGUUCUGAAGUAAACUAGUCUUGAAUUGAAUUAAUAAGUUUAACUACACAGGUUAUUAUUUGCAUAUUAAUGAGCAUUCUUAUAUAACUCAGUCAUGGAAUGGCUCUAAAUAUUUCAUAUAUUAAUUUACACAUUAAAAAGUCAAGUGUUAUUAACAAAUUAAAAAGUAAAAAAUGGAUGUACUAAAUAUAAAUUCCCAUACAACACAAUCACAAAUCCACUAGUCAAGCUUCAUCAUUACAUACAUAGCUCAAUAAUAGAACAAUAACACCACACACAUAGCUCACUUACCUCAAGAGAUUAAAAAUCUGUGUUUUAUCUUUCUAAUUUUUAAAAAAUCCAAACAAUUUUAGGCAUAGAAGAAUAUUUUUUUAAAAUUUGCUUAACUUGACCACACUAUUAAUGUGAUCCUAUUUUUUUUAGAUCCCAAUUAACUAAUUAUGACUCCACUGAACAUAGUUAGUUAUAAAAUGUAUGCCCUAAGUGGCCAUCCAUAAAUGACUUCACAUCUUGUCUAGUGGGGAGGGGGGUCAGAUUAUAGUGACUUUUUGUGAAGAGGGGAGGAGGGGGGUCAAAAAUUGACAAAAUUUGCAUGAUGUCAUUUUUUGAUGAUCCCUAAUACUAAUGUGAGGGCUGCUUUCAGAUGACCAUGAGACAUGACUAAAAUUCAGUAAAUACUAGAUUAAACUUUAUUAAAUACCAACCAGUGGUGAUCAGAUUAUAAUAAUUGAGAGCUUUAGUUUUCAUUGAAGAUUUCAGCCAGCAUUGUCGGCUGACUCAGUAACUUUGGGUUUGUACAAGCUCAUUCAAUGAAUUUUACUUUUUAUUUUUCUUACCUCUACAGAUAAGUAUAAUGUAAAUGGAAUGCUUAAAGAUGUCUUAACCAAACUAAUUGCAAACAGACCAGAUGAUCCUAUUAGAUUUAUUGCAAAUUAGUAAGUUAACUUUCUGUUACGCAGCCCUAUUUUAGUAAGUCAUAACAUUAUUCAGUAGGUCCUAUUAGCAAGUAUUAGAUAUUCAUUUUAUGUGUCACAGAGACUGGUCCAUUUUUAGUACUUUUCUCAUGUUGCAAAUUUACAAUAAACGAAAAAAGCUGCAGAAAAUUAUGUGAUCAUGCAAAUAUUUGAGAAGGAUUUAACUUUCAAUCCUGCUCUAUAUCUAUAAGUAAGUUUGAAAAAUGUUAAUGAAAAAUGCAGGUAAGUCUGACAUCACUCUUUAUUUUAAAUGAUUAAAUCCCUUUUAUUGCUUUGAUGCCAGCUGUAAAUUUGUUCCUUUUAAUCAGUCGCCACUGAGACUAUUAACAUUUCUAUAACAAGGUAUGUAGCUUAUAGAGAAACAAAAAAAUUCCUAUAUAUUUUCCUUAGCUUUGAGGCUAUUGCACUUGAUGACCAGCCUGAAGAUAUUGUCAACAGAGCCCUCCAAGUUCUUUCUUUGACACAUUACAGCCGUCCAGUGUUUGAGACCAAUGUUAUCUCAGCUUUUGAUAUACUCAGUAAAUUCAAAAGUAAGAACAAACUGGUAUCCUGAAACCCAUCUAAGACUUGCCCAUAUGUCAAUGACACUUUUUUUUUUAAAUGCUUCCAUAAAGUUAUAUUUACAAUCAGUGAUGGCUACUGGUAUACCAGUCACAAUGAAAUCUUUGUAAUAAUAUGAUUCCAAUGCCUGUUGUGCUUCAUUGGUAAAAUGGAAGGAUGAUUAUUUCCUAUAAAUUUUCUGGACACCUCCACAACAUUGAGCAAAACAAAACCAACUUGUCUUUUUUCCAGUUUAAAUAGGGCUAGCAAAGAAGGAACUCUGUACUUAUAAAUAUUCAACAAAAACUGAGGAAGAGAAUUCAUAAUAAAUAUCAAUUGUUGAUGAACACUAUCCAACACAUAAUUAAGGAUGAUAAAUGAUAACCAGAAAUCUGGUUAUGGUUUUUGAAACAUAUAAUAUAACUGAUUGUUGAUUUUUUUCAAAAAGAUUUUAGAAUUUUUCAAAAUUGUAUUUAUAUAAUACAUAUAUAUAGGUAUAUAUAUAUAUAUAUUUAAUGAUUUAUUUGUUUGUUUAAAGUUAUUAUUUUUUUUAAAUUAAGAUUUAAUAAACAUUUCACGACUUUAAAAAUAAUAAAUCUACAGUGUUGUGUAGACCUAUAAGGAAGCAUAUACUUUAGAGUUUGGUCAUACCCCACGCUAAGUGUCAACCUUGCAGCUGCUACUUAUGAUGUCAACCUUGCAGCUGCUACUUAUGAUCUUAAAAAUAUAAUAUGUUAAUUUGACCUUGCUGCAGUUGAGAAUGAAUUGUAAAAACUGAUGACCAGUAUAAAACCAGCUUCUGAAAACCGAUAGCCAGUUUGUCAAAAAAAACAACGUAUACACAUCCAUAAUAAUAAUUUGUAUUUAAUAAUGCUAGAUAAUAUAUAUAGGCCUAUUGUAUAAUGAAUACACAAUAAUAAUUGUGAUAACUGUCACUUUUCAGUAAGUAAAAAACUUCAUGGGGUCAAUGGUGUGGUGCAUACACAGUUACUAAAGGCUCUGUGCAAGUAAGUUUUGGAAAUUAAUGCUUAGAAGUUUUAGCCUCAUAUUUAUUAAAAUAUUUAAAUUUGAGAUUUUUACUUUUUUUUUGUAAUAUAUAUAUAACAGUUAAUUGGUGUAUCCACUAUCAUUAAAUGCCAGAUAUAUAUUAGGAUCAUGUGCUGUAAAUUUUAGCCUCUAAACUCUCCAGCAGAACCUUGCUAAGUUGUGUAAAACUUAACUUUUUCUGUUUGAGAUAGACCUGUAGCCGUUAAUGUUUUCCUUCAGAAAUAUGCCACCUGCUGUUCAAGUGAAAUUGUUCAAGAAAAUUGAAUGUUCGGAGCAUGAAGCAGUACCUUUUACCAUUUUUAGAUCAACAAUUUUUACAUGUUGCGUCUUAACUGGUAAGAUGCUAAUUUUAAGAUCUCUUAAAAGCCCUGUCACCAAUGAUCUAUAAAAAGUUAUAGUUUGUAGCUAGGACUCCAUUAUUUUAAGUAUAAAUAAAUAAAUUUUCAUCUUAGACUUUUUGCAUCAUUUAUUAGUUCAAGAUUUUACAAGACCUUGCGGUAGUUUUUCAAAAGGUUAACUUCAGGGUAAUUGCUAAACAAAAAAAUAAAAAAUUCAGGUUUUUUCGCAUUGAAAAUUUAUUAACAAAAUGUAACAUUUUCAGUCCUGUAAAUUGGUCUGUUGCUAAAAUGUAUAAAGGUGAAUUUUUGAUAACCUCAACAGAUUUUAUUUCUAUGGCUGGAAACCUCUUCUUCACCUUAGAUGUUCAAAAGACAGGAAAUGCUGACAAGAAUUUAUGUACUUCAACAUUAGAUCAACUCAAGACAGCUCUCUCCAGCUCAAAGAAAGAUGUCAAAAGGUAAGCACAUCUCUUUUGUAACUAAAAUAUUUUACAAGCCUUUAUUGCACUUGAUAUAAUGAAUGCUUGUCUAUUACUAUUACCCUGGGUGAACCUAACCACCUGGUUGAAGUUAAGCUUGCUAUUUGCAAUCAAGGGAUGUCACUGGAAAAAUAAAUGAUUGUGAGGGGGGAAAAAUAAUUUUAAAUGACUUCUUAAAUUAUAAAUGAAAAGAGAAAAUCUCUUUUUGAACUAAACAUAAAAAAGGGUAUUUUCUUAUUAAAAUUGGUUUAUUCAUUUUGGAUUAAAGGGAUUUAUUCUAUGUACCAAUAAAAACUUGUAAUAAAAAAAUAUUGACAAAAAUAUUCUUAUAGGAAUUGAUUAUGCUUUAACAUCAAUGAUGAUCUUAAUAACAGUUAAAAAUAUAGACUAUGAUAAAGAAUUCAUAAUAUAUCAUUAAAAUUCCUUUUUGCUUAUUUCUUGGUUUCAGAAUAAUGGAGUCCAGCUACAAUCUUGGCCCUGAUAACCUGUACAAAGUACUUGAUAAGGUAAGGCUAAAAAAAAUUGAUGGUAAUCAGUUAUAUAUUGGAGCUUUUAUACACAAUCUUAGUAGCAAAAAAAAAAUAUUAACAGAAUUUAAAAUUUCGCCUUUACUGGCAAUGUUUAACAAUUUUAAUUUAAUGUGCUUUACACAGGCAGUGUCUAACAAUUUUAUUUGCAUCUAUAGUAUAGGUCUACAGGCAAUGUCUAGCAAUGUCAACAAUACAGGCAAAGUCUAACAAUUUUAUUUUAACCUUUAUAGGCAAUGUCUAAAAAUGCAUCCCAGUCAGGAUUGUACAAUCAUGAUGAAUUUAUCAUGGACGCCUGUGAAAUAUUUUUGUCAAAGGUUAGCUUAUUUCUCAAAAGAGCUUUUUAA
Messenger RNA from Lymnaea stagnalis (great pond snail), 6478 nucleotides. Lineage: Eukaryota; Metazoa; Mollusca; Gastropoda; Lymnaeidae. The record is from the annotation of a GenBank genome assembly.